AUGCCGAAUGAAAAAGCAUUUUUCGUUACUUAUUUAAAACAAAAAUCUUUUAAUUUUCCCACGCUACGACCGCAAAUGCACUUUUCCUACAACAAAAAUUCACAAAUAUUCAGCAGUUCAUGCUAUUCCUUAAGCUUUUCUUUUGAAAGAGCCGACAAAAAUGAAUUUAAUCCAAUAUCCGGUUUGGGGCUUAUAAACAGCCGUGAUCCUCAUGUUCUGUUUGCUACAGGAAAUGGCAUAAAGAAAGAAAGAAAUUUCCAAAACAACAAAGAAAAAGUAAGGCUUGGAAGCCGAGAAGAACAAAUGAAUUGUAAAUUUACAACUCAGAUGUCUAGAAAGAAAAUUUUUCCUGCUUCAAGCACCGAUUUCUUUUAUAAUUGCUUGUUUUCUGCUAUUGAAACAAGUCGUUCACAGUGCAGUCAAAGUCGUUCACCACUUUUGUAUCCAAUUACAUGA
This is a messenger RNA of Clunio marinus, 456 nucleotides long. The record is from the annotation of a GenBank genome assembly. Lineage: Eukaryota; Metazoa; Arthropoda; Insecta; Diptera; Chironomidae.